AUGAUGCUUUCAGCACGCAAAUGGCGAAUGUUCCUUGUGGCCGUGGCCACGUUGUUAGUGGUUAGUGUGCUUUAUUCCAAACGAGAGCGUUAUGAAGCUCCAAAAACUCCUGUGGCUGUUCCAGAAGCUGCGAAUGGGAAAGGCGGGAAGUCUCUCAUUGAAUCAACAAACAAUGACAAGGUGGACGCGGCCAUCAACAAUGAGAUCUCGAAACACAAAGAUGGUGAAAGCAGUGGAACAAAAGCAAAUAAAGAAGAGGCUGCUGCAGAUGAUUUCGAUCCGGCAAAAGAGUUUCUCGAGAUACGGUCUAUUGCACCCAUGACUGUGUUUUCCAAAACGUACUGUCCAUACUCGCAACGGUUGAAACAGCUUUUGCGUGAUAACUAUAGCAUCACACCAGAACCUAUUAUUGUCGAGUUGGAUAAACACAAACACGGCAAGGAGCUCCAGGAGUACUUGAAAACUAUAACGGACAGAAGCACUGUGCCUAACGUUUUAGUCGGUACCAAGAGCCACACAAGCCGAGGAGGUAGCGACGACUUUCUCUCGCUUCACAGCGAGAACAAAUUGGCCGAUAUGUUGAACACCUGGGGCGACAAGGAGUUAUCGGCCAAGCGCAUUGAGGCACCAUCUAAUGUCUAG
This is a messenger RNA of Clavispora lusitaniae ATCC 42720, 642 nucleotides long. RefSeq names its product glutathione-disulfide reductase. Gene Ontology annotation, molecular function: glutathione disulfide oxidoreductase activity. The record is from RefSeq and is a predicted model, not a curated record. Gene Ontology annotation, cellular component: fungal-type vacuole; cis-Golgi network; Golgi lumen. Gene Ontology annotation, biological process: cellular response to oxidative stress. NCBI's taxonomy places the organism in Eukaryota, Fungi, Ascomycota, Pichiomycetes, Serinales, Metschnikowiaceae.